Messenger RNA from Trematomus bernacchii (emerald rockcod), 2848 nucleotides. It is a transcript of the gene tada1, whose product is annotated as transcriptional adaptor 1. Gene Ontology annotation, biological process: regulation of transcription by RNA polymerase II. Gene Ontology annotation, molecular function: transcription coactivator activity. Gene Ontology annotation, cellular component: SAGA complex. The transcript has 8 exons. NCBI's taxonomy places the organism in Eukaryota, Metazoa, Chordata, Actinopteri, Perciformes, Nototheniidae. The record is from RefSeq and is a predicted model, not a curated record. The coding region runs from base 3 to 1013 and encodes 336 amino acids.
UUAUGGACGCCAUGGCAGCUCAUGCUAGCGAGCUCGAGAUUGCAAAGAAGAAUUUAACUGAUGCAAUUGGCGAUAAUGUCAAGCAUUACUGGGCGAACCUGAAGCUUUGGUUCAAACAAAAGAUCAGCAAAGAGGAGUUUGACAUUGAGGCACGUCGUCUGCUGGCUCAGGAGAAUGUCCAUAUUCACAACGAUUUUCUCCUGGCCAUCCUCACACGCUGCCAGAUCAUCGUCUCCACACCUGAGGGCGCAGGGCCGUUACAAUGGCAAGGUGGCUCUGCUUCAAAGCCUGGGAAACCAAAAGGAAAGAAGAAAUGUUCCUCCAGACAGAAAUUUGAUCAUCGCUUCCAGCCUCAGAACCCCCUGAGCGCCGCCCAGCCAUUCAGCCCCCGCGAGGUGGGGGGUGAGGAGGAGGAGCUGCGCCUCAGUGCCCACACCCUGCUGCUGCCCACGCGGGGCCAGCUGGAGGCCCGCAUGAUGGUGACGGCCUUCGAGCUGGGCCUGGACAACAUCACAGAAGACGCCGUCAGCAGCAUGACCCACGCUGUCGAGCACCACUUGAAAGACGUCCUGACUGCUGUCAUCACCCGGAGGAAGGCGUACAGGCUACGAGACGGACGCUUCCCCUACGCCUUCGGGAGUGAUGUCACGCCGCAGCCAUAUUUAAAGAACAGCCUCGCUGCUUACCACAGCGUCACUGAAUGUCCCCCUCCAAGUGCUUCCCUCCCUGCUGGCCCGCCCCCUCAGGUGUCACCUGAUGACGCCGAGCAACAAGCUGUUCACUUAUUGGCUUGUUCUGCUGACAAUUUCCCCGCGCCCCUCCCUCCAAUCAACAUGUUUGAUCUCCUCGAGGCUUUACAGGUUCACCACGGUGUGAUGCCCUCCCACACCAUGUACGCCCUGAACAUGGAGCGCAUCCUGUCGCGGCUCUGGCACCCGAGCCACGAGGAACUAGAGCAGGACCAUGUCCACCGGCAGCGCCUCGCCGCCAAGGAGGGCCUGCUGGUCUGCUGAGAGCCUCUGACAGGACUGUGUGUGAACUGUGGGUGUCAUCAGGAACCAAACACAUUGAAUCCCAUCAUGGAAAUGGAUGGGAAACAUUGUGUCAUUUUUUGUACAAUACCUGGAAAAUCACAUCCCUGUUGCACAAAGGGAUGAAGCGCGAUUCGAGCAAGAUGAAACAAAACCUGUUGGACAGUGGACACAGAUUUGGUCUGGCAAAUUAUUUUUCCUUUGUUCUUCCAGCCAUAUUGGCAGUUAACCAUCAUUUGAAACGGUUUUAUAGUGAGAAACUGAUUCUGUGGAAAAUGUAGGAUCUUCCAUCGGCUACAAGCAGUGUUAAUGACUUGGAGCACCACAACAUAGGCCUGUCACGAUAAAUACUUUGUUGGAUGAUAUAUUUUCCCGGAAAUAAUUCCCAAAACUGAUAUAACUGAAUAAUUCAUGCCACUGAUAUAAUAAUAUAAUAACAUAAUGCUUCCGAAAGCCAAAAACAAUUUAAGUAUAUUCAGGCAUCAGAAGGUGAACAAAUAUUUAAAUAUUAUGAAUAAAUGAAAGAAUAUUAAACAAAAAACGCUCAACCACGUACUACGUAAAAUAGACCUAAUGAGCAAUGUCUGCGUUAUUGAAAACAAACGUGCAUGUAAACAAUACCGGCAAUAUCAAAGAAUUGGCAAAAAUGAUCAAACUAAUGUCAGAAUAUCUUACGACAAGCCCAUAACGGUAAUAUUAUUGAGGUCUUAAACAUAUAUUGUUUGUUUAAUAAUAUGUCGACGAUAACAUAAUUAUCAUGACAGGCCUACAACUACCGUUAGAAUAUGUCCUUUCAAACAAAGAACACUCAAGCUUUGUGUACAUCAGGUAAAAACAUUAAAAAAAAUAUAUAUCACCCUGUACAUUACACGCAGCUGUUUUCACUUGUUUUGGCUGAUUAGGCCUCAACUCAGGUUAAAGCGGGAGACAGCGCUUUAAUGGGAGUAAGGUGAGGUCCCCUGACUCGAUGCACCAAUUGGAACGAUGCAAAUUUAAAUUGUUCCGCCUUGCAACAGGUAUGUCAAUCAAGCGCUGUCAGCACAGGAUUAUUGGAGAGGUCUAAUCAAGACAUAAGUGAAAACACCUGGGUAGGUUCAUUGUGGGUGUGUGGGGCUCUUAAAGGGGAAUACUGCAUAGAUUUAAAUUUACAAUUUUUCUUUUUUCUAAAGCCAAGGAAAAUGGUAUUAAUAUUCAUCAACAUGAGCUACUUUCUCAAAGCCAGAAACCAGAGAGGUACAUCUCAAGCCUGGUGAUGUCAUCAGGUGGAUGAUGUCAUCAAGGAUAAAGUCUAUAGUCACUCCAUAGGAAAUGAAUAGGAGACUGGUUUUCUGGACCCAUUCAAUGUUUAUUUUAUUUUAUUUUAUUUAAAAAAUAGUUUAAUUCUAUCGUACUGUUCUCAGUUGUGAAACAGAAAAUGUCCCCUGGGUGCUCCUAAUGUGUCGUCUAUAACAUCUUCCACAAUUCAUUUUCCAUGGAGCAUGUUUACUAAUAUUUGUUGACCUUUUUGUCAUAACACUCGCCCCUCAUGAAUACACUUUUUUUUUUUUUAAAUGUCUUUAAAGUAUUCCUAAAGCAUUUACUGGUGUCUGGUUUAAAGGUCUGUGUGCAUCCAUCAGUGUUGGUCCACAAUGUGUAUGCAGAUGAAGCUAGAUUUUUUUUGUUAUUUCAGUGCACUUGAAGAUGUCUCAUUGCCAUGUUAGUGGGCAGCAUCUAGUUCAGGUUGUAUAUACAUUUGUACCUUUUCUUUUCUACUAAAACCUUAUUUUGUAACUCAACUACAGUGCAGAAAAUAAAUAAAUCUCAUUUUUGUACAAGUA